Molecule: messenger RNA, 2064 nt
Organism: Lagopus leucura (white-tailed ptarmigan)
Lineage: Eukaryota; Metazoa; Chordata; Aves; Galliformes; Phasianidae
Gene: GAR1
Product: GAR1 ribonucleoprotein
Exons: 10
Coding region: 640-1323 (227 amino acids)
Biological process (GO): ribosome biogenesis; snoRNA guided rRNA pseudouridine synthesis
Cellular component (GO): box H/ACA snoRNP complex
Molecular function (GO): box H/ACA snoRNA binding
Source: RefSeq, a predicted model, not a curated record
UGUUGCUUUUACCUGACACAGUGUGCAGCAGUCAGAACCCAACAGCCACCAAUAUAAACCCCUCCACAGUACACUGUUGCACCUUCAGUGCCAGUGUCUUUAAUUGCCACUUGCCAAGGGAAUUCACCCUAUUAAAAUGACAGAAACCCAAAUAAUAAGAAAUUAUCAUUGUGCUAUUUUUUGUGCAUAAAGGGAAACACCAUAUCACUUCAUCUCCGUGACAAAAUCUAUUAAGAAAUUAUCUGUAAUUUGGGCUCUGAUACAAAGGCUCUGUAUUCUAAACUACGGUAACUUUUUUGUUUUCUGACAUUAUGCAGUGUCUCCCUUCCUCCAGCUUUCUGUCAAGAAAAUCCUGAAAAAAAAUAGAUGGAAGAUCUGAUCUGAUCAUUCACCUGGUAUGAUUUUCACUAUUACUGGUCACUCACAAACUAUACUCUUCAAAAAUCAGCUCAAGUGUGCAACAGAAGAUGAUAAACAUUUCAAGCCAGUGGUUUAUAGCACACCACAACAAUGGAACCACUGCAAGAAGUGCUCCUGAUCCUUCCAUCUGACUGACUGUCUCUAGGAUGGCUGCUUUUCCGGCGCGUGACGAUGAGGUCAUCAGGCGGCGCUUGUAUGGACGCUAGGAGGCAGUAGAGAAUGUCUUUUCGUGGAAGAGGAGGUGGUGGCGGAGGACGAGGAGGUGGUGGAGGAGGAAGAGGAGGAGGCGGCUUUAAUCGUGGAGGAAGUGGUGGUGACAGAGGUGGCUUUAAUCGUGGUGGGCGAGGUGGCUUUGGACGGGGAGGUGGACGAGGAGGCUUCAACAGAGGCGGAUAUGACCAGGGCCCUCCAGAGAGGGUAGUUUUACUGGGAGAGUUCAUGCAUCCGUGUGAAGAUGAUCUUGUUUGUAAAUGUAAAACAGAAGAAAACAAAGUUCCAUAUUUCAAUGCACCAGUGUACUUGGAUAAUAAGGAACAGAUUGGCAAAGUGGAUGAAAUUUUUGGGCAGCUACGAGACUUCUAUUUUUCAGUGAAACUGUCUGAGAACAUGAAAGCUUCUUCAUUCAAAAAAAUGCAAAAGUUUUACAUUGAUCCAGCAAAGCUGCUACCCCUUCAGAGAUUUUUACCAAGGCCUCCUGGAGAAAAAGGUGCUCCUCGAGGAGGUGGUAGAGGAGGACGUGGUGGAGGACGUGGAGGAGGAAGGGGUGGUGGUAGAGGAGGAUUUGGAGGAGGAAGAGGUGGAGGAAGAGGAGGAGGAGGAGGAUUUAGAGGUGGAGGAAGAGGAGGAGGAGGAUUCAGAGGAGGAAGAGGUGGUGGAGGAGGUUUUAGAGGGAGAGGACAUUAAAAAUGGAGCAAUGAGAAUCUUCCUGCUGACUUACCAUGUUACCUGCAGAAGUGAAGAGCAAGGAAAAAAGUUAUAAAAGACCAUGAAAAAGUUGUUUGUAAAGAACUGGAAGCUAUGAAAUGACAGUUAACAACUGUCAACAACCGCGGACAAAGUGUGUAGCCCUUGGUGAAGAAUGAAAGACUGCUCAGAACAUACUUGAACUUUUUUAACUAAGACAGAGUUCGUUGUUAUUCUUAAAUUGUUUGUUUCUGGCAAAUGACUUAGUCAGUGCUUGACUUCAUGUUGGAGUCUGGAGUAAACAAUCAACUGAAACUUUUUUUUUUUAAGAAAAGCCCCCUUGGGUUCACUGCAUGCACAUCUGUCAGUAUGAACUUGUUACCUCUGUGUGAUUUGGAUAAGAUCCCUUGUUCUCAUUGUUUUAUAUGGAGUCUUUUGGGUCACCCUAAAAAGGAGAUGUGAUUUAAAUAACCGUUAUGGACCAUUUUUUACAAACUAAACUUCAGGGUUUUUUUUUUUUUUUGUGGUUAGAACUUUUUUAAUGCGUAAAAACAAAUAUGAGGAAAGGAAGAUAGCAAAUAAUAUUUUGUAGAUUUUUCUCUCUGAAUCUUAAUGAAAGCAAAGGCAUUAAGAUACACUCUUAGAAGAUAUUAUCUGAUGAGUAAUACAGACUUAAUUCCAUUCAUAGGUCACCUAAUUGUAUCUAAUUUCACUGAUAAUAAAGUUGCUAAGAAUUUUUAA